Saprolegnia parasitica CBS 223.65 is the source of this 1571-nucleotide messenger RNA. RefSeq lists its product as hypothetical. The transcript has 2 exons. The record is from RefSeq and is a predicted model, not a curated record. NCBI's taxonomy places the organism in Eukaryota, Oomycota, Saprolegniomycetes, Saprolegniales, Saprolegniaceae. The coding region runs from base 20 to 1555 and encodes 511 amino acids.
UGCAUAAUCGUGCAGCACGAUGGCGGCGACUGGAUGGGAUUGCUUCGACGACAGCAGCGACGACGAGGUCGAGCGCUUCGAUGAAGACGCUUGGGAGCUCACGCCCGAGCGCGUCGGCCGCAUUACGACGGAGCUCCUGCGUACCGUGCCAUCGCGCCGCGAGGCCCACGGCGUCGAGGAUGCUUCUAUGCUACUGCCGCCAGCUGCGACGCUGGCGCAGGACACAGCCGCGCUUCGCACGCGCCUCGAAGACGCCGGGUACAUCUUUCCCGACGCUUCUACCACGGACGUGGCCGUGGACUUGGAGGCGCUCACGGCCGAUAUGUCGUACGAGGCGACGCAGGCCGUGCUCACGUCGUUGCACGCCAGGGUGCUGCCAGGCGGCGUCGUCAUCACGCGCGUGCCGCCGAUGCUCUCGGUCGACUUUGUCUCGGAGCACUGGGCGCUGCCCCGCGUCGCGUCCUUAUCGGGGCCGUUUGCCAAUGCGGCGACGCGCAUCAUCCCGGGCCAUUGCCUCGUCGCCGUGCAGACGCGGACGGCGGAUGUCAACCCCAAGCACUACCGCCUCGAACCCGCCACCGCCGCGAGCUUGGACCACGAGCGCAACUGGGUCGACCGGGUCACGCUCGGCCGGACCUUCUCGGAGCGGCAGCACGGUGUUCUGAGCGUCGAAUCGCACGCCCGCGCGUGCAGCAUCCUGCGGGACUACGGUGUUGUCGUGCUCCGGGGUCUCUUCAACCCCGAGACGGUGCGCAAGUAUGGCGCCGCCGCGCUCUCGGACUUUGCCCAGGUCGCGGAAAAGCUCGCCGCCGACCACGACAUGGACGUCUUCAACCCGGGCGAGAAGCCGCCAUCGCGCAACUUUGUCGAGUUUGCGACGCGCGAGGCGUUCCGGUGCGACCUCCGCCACACGCCCGCGCUCACGUCGCUGCGAUCGACCGAGCCAGCAGAGGACGCCCGCACGAGCGACGGCAUCAACCCGCGCCACCCGGUCGUCGUGGCCAUCCUCCAGGACGUGGCGCAGCCGGAUGCCGGCCCGGUUCGCAAUGCGGGCAACUAUGGCAUGUGGAACUUUAGCUUUGGCGGGCCCGGGUCGCGCCAGCGCCUCUUGCACGGCGAGAUUGGCGCGAUCGUAAGCACGCCCGGCUGCUUUGACCAAAAGAUCCACGCGGACAUCCCGCAUCUCUUCAACACACUCGACUUGCCGCCGCACCUCCUCCAUGCCUUCUUGCCCGCCUGCGAUGCCGGUGGCUACGACGCGGGCCAAACCGCGUUUGUUGUCGAGUCGCACUUUCUCGAGACGUGUGCGCGCAUGACCAACGAAGACGGGUCGGGCAUCCCCGAGACGAUCGCCAAGACGAUCCGGCCGCACGUAACGCCAGGUGACUUGGUGCUCUUCGACUGCCGCGUCCUGCACCUUGGCUUGUCCAACACGACUGCGCCGAUGGGCUCCAAGGACGGCGUGCGCCGACCGAUCCUGUACGUCAACUGGCACCUGCCGUGGUUUGAGGACAAGAAGAACUGGGAGCGCGUCUCGCUCUUUAAGUCUGUCUAAUACAGCAACGACUGGG